AACCAGAAACGGAGAAACUGCGUGAAAAUAAAAACCAGUAACGAAAAAAGUGUAAAUAUGAAAAUUCAAUUAAUUUUCUCAAAAUUUUAAAUAUCAAGAUACUUCUAUUAAUAACCGACCAUCGCCGAUGUCGACGACGGAAAUUCCGCCGGAGAAUCAUCACGACUCGCCGUCGGCAGCCGCUCCUACGCCGGCGGCCACCCAGGCAAAGCACCUCAAAAAGAUCUCAGCGAUACCUGUUCGCCGGCCGGCGACGGAGGAUGAAGGUGGAGGGGGUGAAAGAACGGAAGCGGGGGACGGCGGAGAGGAGAAGCCGCCGGCCUCAUGCGCCGAAGGCUCGAGAAGCUCGGAAUCGCCGGUGAUUUUAGCUGCGUCGUCGUUAGGGCUGAAUCACAUCAGGACGAAAUCAGCUCCGUCGCCGUCGCCUCUUAGGUUCUCUUCGUCUUUGGCUACGCCGUUGAAUCUGUCGGGUUUGGGCGAGAAGGACGCGAUCGCGAUGGAGAAAGCCAGGGUUGCGUACGCCGAUGCUCGAGUGAGAUGGCCGAUUCCUCCGCAUCAGUCAGGCUCCGCCGAUCAAGGGAAAAAGGUUCCUUGGAGCCAAUCAAAAUCUCAAAGGGGGCCAACAAAUUUCAAUCUAGGGUUAGAGAGUUCUCAUGUAGCUUUUGCCAAGGAAAUUCAGUCUCCACGUUUUCAGGCAAUAUUGCGUGUUACGAGUGGACGGAGAAAAAAAGCUCCUGACAUCAAGAGCUUCUCUCAUGAACUCAAUUCUAAGGGAGUGCGGCCAUUCCCUGUCUGGAAAUCCCGAGCAUUCGGGCACAUGGAGGAGAUUAUGGUAGCGAUCAGAGCAAAGUUUGAUAGAUUAAAGGAGGAAGUCGAUGCUGAUUUAGGAAUCUUUGCUGGGGACCUAGUGAGUACUCUAGAAGGCACCCCGGUAUCCAACAAAGAAUUGAGAGUCGGCCUGGAGGACCUGUUAAUUGAGGCUCGGCGAUGUGCAACAAUGCCAGCUAGUGAGUUUUGGGUGAAAUGUGAAGCUAUCGUACAGAAACUGGACGAUAAACGUCAGGAGCUACCAAUGGGGGUCCUCAAACAGGCUCAUAAUCGUCUUCUUUUUAUCCUCACUCGUUGCAAUAGGCUUGUGCAAUUUCAAAAAGAGAGUGGUUAUGCCGAAGAGCACAUCCUGGGCAUGCACCAAUUAAGUGAUCUUGGUGUUUACCCAGAACAGGUUUUAGAAAUUGUGCAACAGCAAGAGCUUAAUAGAGAGAGGGAAACCAAUGGAAAGCAGAAGAAGAGUGAAAAACAAAAUAUAUCUGAUCAGCAAGACCAUCUUGAUCAGAAUUUAACAAGUUGUGAAACAGAUGGGAUGGAAGUAAAUACUGCUAGAAGUACGGAUUCAACUUCAAGCAACUACCGGAUGUCAUCAUGGAAGAAACUUCCAUCAGCUGCUGAGAAAAAUCGUAAAGGUGAUAAUGUUGGCACACCUGUCAAGAGUAAGGCGGAGAAUAAAACUGAACCAAAAGUUCAUGGUGAUGAACAUCCUGAACAUGUGUACAGCCCAUCAGGUCAACCUGCAUCCUCUGGCAGAAAUGCUGCGUGGAGUUUCUGGGCAGACCAUCAAUGUGUGACUUAUGAUAAUUCCAUGAUUUGUCGUAUCUGCGAGGUUGAAAUACCAGUUGUCCAUGUGGAAGAGCACUCUCGAAUAUGUACAGUUGCUGACAGAUGUGACUUGAAGGGUUUAGAUGUGAACUUAAGACUCGAAAGAGUUGCAGAAAGUCUUGAAAAGAUUCUUGAGACAUGGACACCAAAUUGCAGCGAGACCUCAAGAGCAAGUUCUGAUAAUGCAAGGGUGUCAGCAUCUAGUAGACAGGAAUAUUCCGAUGGAAUGUCUCCCAAGCAGAACAAUAUAUCUCAAAGAUGCUCUGUUGACAUGUUCGAUUUUGUUCCUGGUUCAGAUAAUACAUUUCCCUUAGAUGACAAUAACAUCGUAAAUGAAUUGUCAUCUGAUGGAGCAAAGGGCUCAUCAGCACCAAGGAAAAACCAAAUAGAAUUGCUACUGAGUGGUCGAAGAACGAUAACUGAACUCGAGAAUUAUCAACAGAUAAACAAAAUGCUAGAGAUUGCUCGGUCUGUAGCAAAUGUGAAUCUUUGCGGAUAUAGUUCGUUGGAUUACAUGAUUGAGCAGUUGGAUGAGCUAAAGUACGUCAUUCAGGAUAGGAAGGCAGAUGCACUGGUGGUAGAAACGUUUGGAAGACGGAUAGAGAAGCUACUGCAGGAGAAGUACAUUCAGCUGUGUGGCCGGAUAGACGACGAAAAAGUAGACUCGUCAAUUACCAUGGCGGAUGAAGAGAGCUCAGUAGAUGAAGAUACCGUGCGUAGUCUUAGGGCAAGUCCACUUAAUCCACGUGCUAAAGACAGAACAUCUAUAGAAGAUUUUGAAAUAAUAAAACCAAUAAGCCGGGGUGCAUUUGGAAGAGUAUUUCUGGCAAGAAAAAGGGCAACAGGUGAUUUGUUUGCAAUAAAGGUUUUGAAGAAGGCAGAUAUGAUCCGUAAGAAUGCUGUUCAGAGCAUUUUAGCUGAGCGUAACAUCCUUAUAUCAGUUCGCAAUCCCUUCGUGGUCAAGUUUUUCUAUUCCUUCACUUGCCGAGAAAAUCUUUAUCUGGUCAUGGAGUAUUUAAAUGGGGGAGAUCUAUUUUCCUUAUUGAAAAAUCUCGGUUGCUUGGAUGAAGACAUGGCUCACAUCUAUGUUGCAGAAGUUGUUCUUGCACUGGAGUAUUUGCAUUCUUUAAAUAUCAUUCAUAGAGACUUAAAGCCAGACAAUUUACUGAUCGGCCAGGAUGGUCACAUCAAGUUGACAGAUUUUGGGCUUUCCAAGGUUGGUCUUAUCAACAGCACAGAUGACUUAUCAGGUGCUCCUAUGGGCAGCAGCGGUGUUUUAACAAACGAUGGACCAAAAGCUCCCCAUUCAUCGAGCAAAGAUACUCGUAAAAAGCACUCUGCUGUUGGAACUCCUGAUUAUCUGGCACCUGAAAUACUUCUUGGAAUGGGACAUGGUAAAACUGCUGAUUGGUGGUCGGUGGGUGUCAUUCUUUUCGAGCUGCUCGUUGGUAUUCCUCCCUUCAAUGCUGAAACACCACAGCAAAUUUUUGAGAAUAUAAUCAACAGAGAUAUACCAUGGCCUAGUGUUCCGGAGGAGUUGUCUUAUGAAGCAUACGAUUUGAUCGACAAGCUGUUGACUGAGAAUCCUGUUCAGAGACUAGGAGCAACAGGGGCUGGAGAGGUUAAGCAACAUCCUUUCUUCAAGGAUAUCAAUUGGGACACGCUUGCUCGGCAAAAGGCUAUGUUUGUACCAGCAGCCGAACCUCAUGACACUAGUUAUUUUAUGAGCCGGUAUAUAUGGAACCCAGAAGACGAAAAUGUUCACGGGGGCAGUGAUUUUGACGAUCUGACUGACACUUGCAGCAGCAGCUCCUCCUUCAACACACAGGACGAAGAUGGUGAUGAAUGUGGUAGCCUGGCAGAUUUUGGCGGUCCGAAUCUUGCAAUGAAUUAUUCCUUCAGCAAUUUCUCCUUCAAGAACCUCUCUCAGUUGGCUUCGAUCAACUAUGAUCUUGUCCUAAAGAACGCGAAGGAGUCUACAGAAUCCACAAACCCGUCUGCUCCUUAGAAGCAGAACCAGAUUCUUUACUUGGUAUAUAUAUUAUUGGCUCCAUCUCCCACUGGAUUAAAAGUGGAUUCGAACCAUUGCACGAAAACAAAUGUUCAACAAGAGAAGAGUUCAUCUGAAGUUCCGAACCAUCUUUUUCAAAGCUUUCGACUUCUACCGAAGAUUCUUCAGACUCAGUUAUGUACAUAAAGGUCCAUCUCUCUUUCAUAAGUGUCUCUACGCAUGACAUGUUGCUUCGAGCAGCGAAGAAGACUCGUGGAGAUUCUCGCAGCUUUUUUUGAGAUUUUUUCCAUCUGCACAAGAGGCAAAUCCCCAAGAACUGAAACCGUGAAGCCUCAAAUCAUUCGGAUACUGAAAAAACAUAGUAGAAUACACUAUACAUUAGAUUUCUUUUCAUUCAUUUCGCCUAUACUUGUGGAAAAGAACGUAUGUAGUGGAAUCGGGAUCUUAGUUUCAUCCUAAUUUGUCUGAAACUUAUGACAGCGAAACCGUUACAGUUUUGCUCAA
Tarenaya hassleriana is the source of this 4168-nucleotide messenger RNA. RefSeq names its product probable serine/threonine protein kinase IRE. The record is from RefSeq and is a predicted model, not a curated record. The coding region runs from base 128 to 3661 and encodes 1177 amino acids. The transcript has 17 exons. NCBI's taxonomy places the organism in Eukaryota, Viridiplantae, Streptophyta, Magnoliopsida, Brassicales, Cleomaceae. Gene Ontology annotation, biological process: peptidyl-serine phosphorylation; intracellular signal transduction. Gene Ontology annotation, molecular function: ATP binding; protein serine/threonine kinase activity.